AAUAAAUCCUGGCUGAUUAAUAGACGCUAGCGGGGAGCGUGUCCUUGCCAAAAGGGUUGGGGAGCAGAUGGAAUGUCAGGAGAUGGACAUGGUGGGUCUCAACCUCCCCUGCUCUGUAAGGUGUAUUUGUCAAGAGAGGUGACAAGAAAAGAAAUACAUGAAGCAAGGCUAUGAAGAAAUCUAUUAAAAACAGAACCAAGUCUAACUCUGAAAAACCAAGUAUUUUGUCAGAUUCCUGUAUGUUCUCAAAGGAGAUGGUAAACAUAAACCCCAAACAUUUCUCGUGUUCUGAAUGUGAGAAAUGUUAUGUCACAAAAACAGUGUUCGUUUGUCAUCAGAGAACUCACACAGGAGAGAAACCAUUCUCAUGUUCUAAAUGUGGAAAAAGUUUUGUCACAAAUGCAGAUCUCGUCCGUCGUCAGAGAACUCACACAGUAGAGAAACCGUUUCCAUGUUCUGAAUGUGGAAAAUGUUUUAGGCAACAUUCAACUCUUGUCAAUCAUCAGAGAACGCACACAGGAGAGAAACCGUUCGCGUGUUCUGAAUGUGGAAAAUGUUUUAGGCAACAUUCAACUCUUGUCAAUCAUCAGAGAACUCACACAGGAGAGAAACCGUUCCCAUGUUCUGAAUGUGGAAAAUGUUUUAUCACAAAAGCAGAUCUUGUGAGUCAUCAGAGAACUCACACAGGAGAGAAACCAUUCUCCUGUUCUGAAUGUGGAAAAUGUUUUGGGCUACAAUCUCAUCUUGUCCGUCAUCAGAGAACUCACACAGGAGAGAAACCGUUCUCAUGUUCAGAAUGUGGAAAAUGUUUUAGGCAACAUUCAACUCUUGUCAGUCAUCAGAGAACUCACACAGGAGAGAAACCGUUCCCAUGUUCUGAAUGUGGAAAAUGUUUUAUCACAAAAGCAGAUCUUGUGAGUCAUCAGAGAACUCACACAGGAGAGAAACCAUUCUCCUGUUCUGAAUGUGGAAAAUGUUUUGGGCUACAAUCUCAUCUUGUCCGUCAUCAGAGAACUCACACAGGAGAGAAACCGUUAUCAUGUUCAGAAUGUGGAAAAUGUUUUAGGCAACAUUCAACUCUUGUCAAUCAUCAGAGAACUCACACAGGAGAAAAACGAUUCUCGUGUUCUGAAUGUGGAAAAUGUUUUAUCAAAAAAGCAGAUCUUGUGAGUCAUCAGAGAACUCACACAGGAGAGAAACCGUUCUCGUGUUCUGAAUGUGGAAAAUGUUUUGGGCGACAUUCAACUCUUGUCUGUCAUCAGAGAAUUCACACAGGAGAGAAACCGUUCGCGUGUUCUGAAUGUGGAAAAUGUUUUAGGCAACAUUCAUCUCUUGUCAGUCAUCAGAGAACUCACACAGGAGAGAAACCGUUCGCGUGUUCUGAAUGUGGAAAGUGUUUUUGGCACCUUUCAUCUCUUGUCAGUCAUCAGAGAAAACACACAGCAGAGAAACGGUUCUCUUGUUCUGAAUGUGGAAAGUGUUUUUGGCACCUUUCAACUCUUGUCUGUCAUCAGAGAACACACACAGGAGAGAAACCGUUCUCAUGUUCUGAAUGUGGAAAAUGUUUUAGGCAACUUUCACAUCUUGUCAAUCAUCAGAGAACUCACACAGGAGAGAAACCGUUCCCAUGUUCUGAAUGUGGAAAAUGUUUUAUCACAAAAGCAGAUCUUGUCAGUCAUCAGAGAACUCACACAGGAGAGAAACCAUUCUCAUGUUCUGAAUGUGGAAAAAGUUUUGUCACAAAAGCAGAGCUUGUCCGCCAUCAGAGAAUUCACACAGGAGAAAAACCGUUCCCAUGUUCUGAAUGUGGAAAAUGUUUUGUCACAAAAGCAGAGCUUGUCAGUCAUCAGAGAAUUCACACAGGAGAGAAACCAUUCUCAUGUCCUGAAUGUGGGAAAUGUUUUGUCACAAAAGCAAAUCUUGUCCGCCAUCAGAGAACUCACACAUGAGAGAAACCAUAUGUAGCGGAUGGCACUAGGCUGUCCUGCAAAUUUCAUGUGAAUAGCUGCAUUCGUAUAAACUGCUGGUUUUAGAUGUGUGUAAAAGAAAUGUAUUCCUCUGAUUGUUCGGUAGAAUCAUUCGAAUAAACUAAGGGAAUGAAACUACCGAACAAUCAGACCUCCCCUGUGUGAAGUGUGUCCUCAAUUACCCAUUGCAACAUUGUUGCAAACGGGUAAUUGAUAAGUUAAGUAGCCGUCCUUUGUUCUCGGGGGUGGCCGCCAUUCGACAAAUGAACACGUGGCGACAGCCAUUUUAAAACUCCCGAACAGCGGUGUUUUGCCGUCGAGUGUCUGGAACUCAAAUCGGACACUCGACUAGGCGAACACCGCUGAAACCUCCACAAGCCCGGUCCGUUCGGUUCCUAACUACCGAACAGCCCCUCGUUCGGUAGAUAGACAGAACCAGACGAGGGGAUUCAGGUGAACCCUCCCUAGCCUCUAUAGCUAGAGGUUUUCAUGCCAUUUAUUCCCUGACUCCAGGACCGACCGCAGGGCCUAUUCACAUGGAACCGCAUUCGGCUGUUUCACUCAGUGCGGUCGGUCAUUUUAUUCCCUCCAUAAAUUUCCCGAACCCCUGGUCUGAUCUGGGUGAUUUUUGGAUAUGUUGUUCACCCAGAUCAGGGCUACCAGGGGAUGUAUGAUUUAAAGGGGUACCCCUACGUUUAGGGGUACAUCCAGAAACAGGGGGAAUUGCUGUACUGGAUAAGGGGAUUAUGAUGCCAGCUGAGGGGAGGAGAUGUGUGGGAGGUUACCAGGACAGGAUUGGCUACUGUAUUAAUGAAUGUAAUCCCUCCCUUGCAUGGGAGCAUGCUUUAAAAGGCCAGUGUGGAAUAAAGCUUUCAGUUCUGCUCCUGAAA
Pelobates fuscus (common spadefoot toad) is the source of this 2857-nucleotide messenger RNA. RefSeq names its product oocyte zinc finger protein XlCOF7.1-like. The transcript has 3 exons. Lineage: Eukaryota; Metazoa; Chordata; Amphibia; Anura; Pelobatidae. The record is from RefSeq and is a predicted model, not a curated record. Bases 171 to 1949 code for a protein of 592 amino acids.